Molecule: messenger RNA, 432 nt
Organism: Adineta ricciae
Lineage: Eukaryota; Metazoa; Rotifera; Eurotatoria; Adinetida; Adinetidae
Source: the annotation of a GenBank genome assembly
AUGAGUGAUCAAGCAGCUAAUCAAUCGAGUGAAAUCGCUGGCUUCGGUGUUCAAUUGACAACACCGAUUAAAGCAUCACCGGAACGAGUCUGGGAAGCCAUGGUAGACAAAAUGUACAACACAAGCAAGUAUUUACCGGUAACCGAUGUGAAAGUAACGGAAAAGGAUCAUGCAAAGGAAAUCUAUCGGGAGAUGACUCUUAAUGGAAAGGUUUUGCGGGAAAAUAUAUAUUUCGACAAAUCACGUUUUCAAGUUCGAGCUGAUCUUCUCGAUGACGAUAAAGUACAUUUUAAUGUGUACAAUCCUGAUACAGGCUUGUUAGAAUAUUGGGAAGCGGAUAAGAACGGCGAACGAGUCUCAUGGAACGUCCCGAAACAAGUAGUUUUGAACGCAAUGCAAAAAACGAAAGAAGUCGCUGAAGCCGACAAAUAA